This is a messenger RNA of Pocillopora meandrina, 1075 nucleotides long. Lineage: Eukaryota; Metazoa; Cnidaria; Anthozoa; Scleractinia; Pocilloporidae. The record is from the annotation of a GenBank genome assembly.
AGAGCAAACAAGAUUUGCACUAUUGAGCCAGGCGGAGUGUUCAUAGGUGAAGACAUUGGUUUGGAUGUGCAAGAGUUGACUGAAAGCAUUGAAAACAUGAAUGCCAAAAGUCUAAACUACUGGCUAUGCAAGUUCGUUCAGGAGGUUGCAAAUAAGUCGGGUGGACGAUAUCCCUCUCAGACGCUUCACAAUAUUGUCUGCGGCUUAAAACGUUUCUUGGUGGAGAAAAAUGGCGAGGGCGCAUUAAAUCCAUUGGCUGUCAGCAACAAAAGGUACCGUUGAAAGAAUUAAUUUGUUAUUCACAAUUUACUUUUUUGCAAGUCGUGCCGUUCCUUCCCACAGGUUUGGGACAUUUCGCCGAGUUUUGGACGCUGAGAUGAAAGAUGCAACUCAAUGCGGCCUUACUGUUUCAACAGAGAAGGACGAGAAAGAAGCCAUCACAGACGAAGAAGAAGAUUUGUUCUGGAGCAAAGGCUUAAUGGGAACUGGUUCUUCUAAUUCGUUAUUAAAUACAGUAUAUUUCUAUAAUGGGAAGCUGUUUGGUUUACGCGGAGGGGAACAUAGGAAUAUUACUGUAAGAAAUAUAAGGGUAAGUGAUGAUUGUCUUAGAUUUGAAGUAAGCAGCUCAAAGAGUUUCCAUGGCGGUAUUUGUGAUCUCAAGUACGUUCCUCGUGCUGUGACGCAUAUUUGUCAUGAAAGGGGUCAAACUCAUGCUCGUUGUUUGGUUGAAGUUUAUCGACUGUAUUUGGGUUUUUGUGAUUUUCCUUGUAAAAUGGACAAAGCAUUUUACUUUAGGCCUAAGAAGAAUCGUUUAGAGUUUGAUAAUGUUCCAGUUGGAAUUAAUACUUUGAAUCAAAUUUUGCCAAACAUGUGUUCAGUUGCAGAAAUUAGAAAGAAAACCGCCCAUUGUCUUAGAGUAACAUGUGCCACAUCGCUCUUUAAUGCUGGGGUUGACGAAAAACUAAUUCGUGAACGCACGGGUCAUCAUUCAAACGCUCUUUUUCAGUAUGAGAAAGCUAACAGAGAACAAAUGGUCAAGGUUUCCUCAAUUUUAGGAACAGAAAGUAAGAAGUGA